AUGAUCCUGUUGGGUAUUACCCUGUUAAUGCAAAAGUGGACGGCAGCAGAGAUCGAUGACAACCAUUUGGAAAUGUGCGUUACAUCGAGGAGAAGAGUCGCAGACCUCUCCAAUCAAAAUCUAACAUCCUUUCCCUUACAUCUCCCCGAUAAAACGGAAUAUUUGGACAUCUCUCACAACUCCAUUCCAAGUAUCACUGCCCUGAAUUUUCCCCAACUGCCUGUGCUGUGUUUUCUGAAAGCAACUCAUUGUGGGCUCAGGGAUAUUUCUGCUAUGGUGUUUCAAUACAUUCCCGCACUCCAGGUUCUCAAUAUAUCCUUCAAUGAUUUAUCAAUCAUUCCUGACAUUUCCCUGCCUCGACUGACAGUCUUGGAUUUGUCUGACAAUCUUUAUGAGACCUAUCAGUUGCCCGAAUGUUUUCAGAACCUUACAAAGCUUCAAGUGCUGUCAUUAGGAAGUAAAGUGGCCUUGUCAGUUCAGUUAAAUGACUUUAAACCAGUAGUGAAUAUUUCCCUGCAACAUUUGCAGUUGAGUGCAAGAGUUCCCUGGCAAAUGUAUGAACCGGGAGCCCUUGGGAUUCUGUCCCUCCAGAAAUUGUCCCUCUUUGUGAACUUCUGCGGGCGCUUCGACAUAUUCGACAAAAUCCUAGUGGAUUUAAAUGCGACACGAGCGAGUGUCUUGAAGUUGAUCAGCAUGUUUUCAGACAACUGCAGCAUCACCGGGGAACCAUUCCACAAUUUUAAAGCAAUGCCGCAUGUGCGCAACCUCACCAUAGAGAACACUUGGCUAAACACCUCAUUCAUAGAGACAUUUUUAAAAAACAUGUGGCUGUCUUCUAUUCAAGACCUCUCCUUUGUCAAUAUCACGUACAAUGAAGAUACAGAGGAUGGGUUUCAGUUUCGCGCUCCUAAUCGUAGUGAAACUGUUCGUGCUAUAACUUUUGAUCGAGUUAAACAUUAUCAAUACAAGUAUCCUAAAUUUAACGUCAGUUUUGAGGAUGUUUCAAACCUGAACUAUGUUAAGUUUUCUGGGAGUGGCAUGAACAUUUUGCCUUGUAACAUCUUAUCCACCAUUCCAACAUUGGAGACCCUGGAUGUGUCAGACAACCUCCUACAAGAUUUGGGCUUCUGGUGGCCCAUGUGUUCAUACACCUCAAUUUUCCCAAAACUGAAGCAUCUUUUGAUGAGCAAGAACCGUUUCCACUUGUUGUCCUUCAUCUCAAAAAGGACUCAUGAAAUGAAGCAUCUGGAAUCCUUGGAUUUGAGCUUCAACUCCAUCUACCUGGACAACCGAUGCAACUGGCCCAGUCACUUGAUUGAACUCAAUCUUGGGAACAAUAACCUUGGAAACGAGGUUUUUGAGUACCUGUCGCCACAUUUUGAGCGAAUUCUCUUAGAGAAAACGGGAAUAACUGCCUUAACCCAAAAGGAACUGUCUCAGUUUCCCAAGCUGAAAUACCUCGAUCUUAGUUCUAACAGCAUCCAGGCGCUUCCAGAGCAUCUCAACGCCCCGAACCUGAUCAGUCUCUACGUGGACCAGAAUGCGAUCACAACUCUUUCUCAGCAAGUCUUGCAGGGACUUCCUAAACUUCAGAACAUCAAAGCUGGAAACAAUCCCUUCAGUUGCUCCUGUGACCUACAUUGGUUCAUCACAGAGUUAAACAAAUCUUUGCUUUUGGACUGGCCCUUGGAUUAUUCCUGUAGCACCCCAGUAAAGUUGGCAGACCUGCCACUGUCUGAGUUCAAAACCAGUGCAAUCUCAUGUGAGACCUGGCUCCAAACUUUCGUUGCUUUCUCUGUCUUACUCUUAGUUGGAACAACUUCGGGCCUGCUUUUUUAUAAAUUGGAUGGCGUGUGGUACACAAAGAUGUUAUGGGUGUGGAUUCGGGUGAAAAGGAGAGGCAAGAAACGCUCGCACCUACUAAAGAAAGUAUCAUUUUCUUACCACGCAUUCGUCUCAUACAGUCAUCAGGAUUCCCACUUUGUGAGCAGUGAGCUGGCGCCCGCCUUGGAGAAAGCCGGCUUUUCGCUUUGUGUUCACGAGCGUGACUUUGUCCCCGGCGAUUGGAUCAUCGACAACAUCAUCAACUGCGUGGAGUCCAGCUACAAAACACUCUUCAUCCUCUCCAAACAUUUCGUGCAGAGCGAGUGGUGCAACUACGAGCUCUUCUUCGCCCAGCACAGAGCCAUCAACAUCCAGCAGGACUCUUUGGUGUUCAUCCUGUUGGAACCCAUCCCGACUGAUAGCCUGCCCAAAAAGUUCUUGAGAUUGAGAAGCUUACUCCAGCAGCAGACGUACCUGGAAUGGCCCAAAGAUGAGCGGAAGCAGCAAGUGUUUUGGGCAAGUCUCCAAUCCAUGUUGCGGAUGGCGGACAAAUCUGUGGCUUUGAAGAAAUUAGCUGUGGAUAUUGCAGAUACAGUGGCCUCAAUUUCCAACCAGGGUGACGUAGUGAUCCUCUUGAUUAUUUCCUUCUUAUAUGCAGUAUGCAUGUCUCCAGGGAUGGAUGACAACCAAUUUAAAACGUGCGUUACUUCAAGAAAGAGAGUCCAAAACCUGUCCAACCAAAAUCGAACAUCCUUUCCCUUGAAUCUUUCCAACACCCUGGAAUACUUGGAUAUAUCUCACAACUACAUUCCAAGUAUCACUGCCCUGAAUUUUCCCCAACUGCCUCUGCUGUGUUUUCUGAAAGCAACUCAUUGCGGGCUGAGGGAAAUUUCUCCGCAUGUGUUUCAGUAUAUUCCCGCACUCCAAAUUCUCAAUAUAUCCUCAAACGACUUAAGAAUCAUUCCCGACAUGACACUGCCGCAACUGACAGUCUUAGAUUUGUCCGACAAUCUUUACGAGCGCUAUAAGCUACCGGACUGUUUUCAGAACCUGACAAAUCUUCAAGUGCUCUCAUUAGGAAGUAAAGCGGCCUUGUCAGUUCAAUUAAAUGACUUGAAACCAGUAAUGAACAUUUCCUUGCAACAUUUGCUGUUGAGUGCAGGAGUUCCCUGGCGAAUGUAUGAACCGGGAGCUCUCGGGAUGUUGUCCCUCCAGAAAUUGUCCCUCUUUGUGAACUUCUGCGGGCGCUUCGAUAUGUUCGACAAAAUCCUUGUGGAUUUCAACGUGACACGAGCGAGUGCCUUGAAGUUGAUCACCAUGUUUUCAGACGACUGCAACGUCACCGGGGACCCCUUCCAGAAUUUAGAAGCAAUGCCGCAUGUGCGAAAUGUCACCGUAGAAAACACCUGGCUAAACACCUCAUUCCUGGAGAUAUUCUUGAAGAACAUUUGGCUGUCCUCUGUUCAGCACUUAAAGUUUAUCAACAUCACGUACAAUGAAGAUACACCUGAUGGUUUACAGUUUCAUUUCCACCCUGUCAAUCACAACAUUAGUCUUCGCUUUGUCUCAUUUGAUGGAGUGUUACAUCGUCAAUACAAAUAUCCCACACUGAACAUCAGCUUUGAUGACCUUUCAAAUGUGAAUUACGUGAAGUUUUCUGGUAGCGGCAUGAUCAUUUUGCCCUGUAAACUCUUAACCACCAUGCCUUCGUUGGAGACCCUGGAUAUGUCAGGCAACCUCUUGAAAGAUUCGGGCUUCUGGUGGCACGAGUGUUCCUACACCUCAGUCUUCCCGAAGCUGAAGCGCCUUUUGUUGAGCAAGAACAGUUUCCGCUCGCUGUCCUUCAUUUCGAAGAGGACGCAUGAAAUGAAACACCUGGAGUCAAUUGAUUUGAGCUUUAACUCCAUCGAACUGGACGCCCAAUGCAUAUGGCCCAAUCAUUUGAUUGAGCUCAAUCUCGGGAAUAAUAAUCUUGGCAGCAAGGUUUUUGAGUAUCUGUCGCCACAUGUUGAGCGAAUUCUCUUAGAGAAAACGGGAAUCACUGCCUUAACCCAAAAGGACCUGUCUCAGUUUCCGAAGCUGAAAUACCUGUAUCUUAGUUCUAACAGCAUUCAGGCGCUUCCAGAACAUCUCAACGCCCCGAACCUGAUCAGUCUCUACGUGGACCAGAAUGCGAUCACAACUCUUUCUCAGCAAGUCUUGCAGGGACUUCCUAAACUUCAGAACAUCAAAGCUGGAAACAAUCCCUUCAGUUGUUCCUGUGACCUACAUUGGUUCAUCACAGACUUAAACAAAUCUUUGCUUUUGGACUGGCCCUUGGAUUAUUCCUGUAGCACCCCAGUGAAGUUGGCAGACCUGCCACUGUCUGAGUACAAAACCAGUGCAAUCUCAUGUGAGACAUGGCUCCAAACUAUCGUUGCUUUCUCUGUCUUACUCUUGGUUGGAACAACUUUGGGCCUGCUUUUUUAUAAACUGGAUGGCGUGUGGUACACAAAGAUGUUAUGGGUGUGGAUUCGAGUGAAGAGGAGAGGCAAGAAACGUUCACACCUGCUAAAGAAAGUAUCAUUUUCUUACCACGCAUUCGUCUCAUACAGUCACCAGGAUUCCCACUUUGUGAGCAGUGAGCUGGCGCCCGCCUUGGAGAAAGCCGGCUUUUCGCUUUGUGUUCACGAACGUGACUUUGUCCCCGGCGAUUGGAUCAUCGACAACAUCAUCAACUGCGUGGAGUCCAGCUACAAAACACUCUUCGUCCUCUCCAAACAUUUCGUGCAGAGCGAGUGGUGCAACUACGAGCUCUUCUUCGCCCAGCACAGAGCCAUCAACAUCCAGCAGGACUCUUUGGUGUUCAUCCUGUUGGAACCCAUCCCGACUGAUUGCCUGCCCAAAAAGUUCUUGAGAUUGAGAAGCUUGCUCCAGCAGCAGACGUACCUGGAAUGGCCCAAAGAUGAGCGGAAGCAGCAAGUGUUUUGGGCGAGUCUCAAAUCCAUGUUGCGGAUGGCGGACAAAUCUGUGGCUUUGAAGAAAUUGGCCGUGGAUCUUUCAGAUACAGCCGCCCUAAUGUCCGACCAUGAUUAA
Molecule: messenger RNA, 4899 nt
Organism: Nerophis lumbriciformis (worm pipefish)
Lineage: Eukaryota; Metazoa; Chordata; Actinopteri; Syngnathiformes; Syngnathidae
Source: RefSeq, a predicted model, not a curated record